AUGGAGGACACCGUCUUGGUCCAAGAAGGAAGCGAUGAGCCUACCGGUCCGGGCGUCAUUCUCAGCAAGGAAGACCAGGCCAGAUAUGCUAAAGUUUUGCGUCCCAAUAUUCCUCCGCCUAUUGACCCGAACUCUUAUAUGGCAUUUAAGGACUACGACGAGAUAGAAGAGCGCCUUGCACGCCUUCGCAUCGUUUAUUACAAGAUUGUGAAGCCAGUGGCUGCACAUGAACUAAAGGAACCAGAAGAGUACACUGAGGAUGAACUUAUUAAGGAGUCCUACUUUCGGCAUUUGGAGGAUGAUGAUAGUUUUGAGUGGUUCUUCCAUCACGACGAUAGCCAGAAUCCUGGAUUGAAUGACUACCAACGCAUUGUCCUUAGUAAUUUCCUGCCCGAUAGUUGUGAACGCCAGUAUCGCUAUCACGAUGAUUACCGCUCACGUUAUCAUACAUAUGAAAUUGAUUCCGUUUACGUCAAGUACUAUGGAGAAAUAUCAAAGAAAUUGAAGUGGGUUGCAGAUUAUGUACAUCUGGAUCGCAGUACCGAGAAGUGGAGAAACAUGGAUACUAUAGCAUGGAGGCAAGCAUUGAGGAUUGCAACCCACUUCCCCCAUAUGACUGUUCGUUUAGCUGCUUUUGCUUAUAAUGAGUACAUUAUAGAGCUGACAGAAGAUGCGUCCCUGAAGGACAUAGAUCUUCUCUAUUUUGAGAUAUGGAGGCUUGUCGCCAAGGAAGAUAGAAAAUACUUAGAUGCUGUGAAGGAAGUAUAUGCAAUGGACAAAUUUGCUAUACACAAAAGGGUACUACAUGCUGAACUGAAUGCGGGUACUGUCUUUGUAACAAUAAAGCAAAUGAUUUAUUCCAUUGUCAAGGAGGGUGGCAUUGAUCUGAAGGCUAAAGAGGAUGAAGCUCGGGCUGUGUUUAGCAAGUUAGCUUUCGGGAAGCAUAAAACAAAGAACAUGGCGCAGUACGCUGAGAAGAAGAUGGAGAUCGCAGAUCGGUUGGGUUUGGACAAAAAGGGAUAUGAUUAUGGGAACAUUAGAUUCGUCGCCUUUGAUCUGAAAUCUAUCUCUGUCCCUUUUGGUUCUGAGAUCAAGUGUGUAUAUAUGGUCCUUUAUCUCACCUAA
Messenger RNA from Triticum dicoccoides, 1125 nucleotides. RefSeq lists its product as uncharacterized. The record is from RefSeq and is a predicted model, not a curated record. Bases 1 to 1125 code for a protein of 374 amino acids. NCBI's taxonomy places the organism in Eukaryota, Viridiplantae, Streptophyta, Magnoliopsida, Poales, Poaceae. The transcript is spliced from 11 exons.